Bombina bombina (fire-bellied toad) is the source of this 1111-nucleotide messenger RNA. RefSeq names its product cilia and flagella associated protein 300 (gene CFAP300). The transcript is spliced from 7 exons. Bases 26 to 823 code for a protein of 265 amino acids. NCBI's taxonomy places the organism in Eukaryota, Metazoa, Chordata, Amphibia, Anura, Bombinatoridae. The record is from RefSeq and is a predicted model, not a curated record.
CUGCAGAAAAAAAGAUUCAAGAAAUAUGUCGCAGGGAAUGUUAUGUGCUGGCAAGUUCACUUUCAGCCCUCUCCCUAAAAGAUCAUUUCAAUCGCUGGAGAACCCUGACACCCGGCGCCUUCUGCUUAAAUGGUCCAUGAAUGGCAGAUUGGUGACACAAGCUUUCUGUUAUGAUCAAUAUUUCCAACCAUAUCAAAAGGAUGACUUUGUUCUGGCUUUUUUCCAAGAUCCAAAUGUCGUUUCCCAACUGAAGGUGCUCUCAUCAACAACAGGACGGUGGAUACAGUUAGGGAGCAAGGUCAAGCAAGUUGAAGCAAAAGAAAUCCCAUGCACUCUGCUGUCAAUGUCAGUGUUUGACUGUCUGUACACUGAAGGGAUUGUACGACAGAGCGGCCAUAUUGUAAAAUGCCUAGAUGAAAACCUAGGUGAUUUUACUAUUUCAGAUGAACUUAGAAAGGUUCUUCUUUUGGAAGAUUCUGAUAACUAUGACAUAUUCAGCUCAUCUGACCGAGAAGAGUUCAUUUUCCACCUUUUUAAACAUCUGUGUCUUGGCGGAGCUCUUUGUCAAUUUGAAGAUGUGAUUGAGCCUUAUCUAGAUACAACAAAAUCUAUUUACAAGGACCUUGUGAGUGUUGAAAAGGAUCCAGAGACAAAAAAGAUAAACAUUAUAUCAACUGUCUUCAAAGUGUCAGCAUAUGAUGAAAAUGGCAUGUGCUAUCCAUCUACACAGCCUCAUGAACAGACAUUUGCCUACUUAAUUGUGGACCCUCUAAAGCGACAUGUUUACCUUCUGUACCACUGUUUUGGUACAGGAGACUUUUAAGGUCACAGUUUACAAUCUGUGACAACAGUGACUCAUAUUUCUUGCUUGUGAAUAUGGAAGCUUCCUGUGCCAUCAAAAAUAAGAAUCCAGAAAUCCAGGACAAAACAUACUGAUACACAUUGAUUGAUCAUUAAGCCAUGCUUGUUUUUGUUGUUUUAUUAAGGUUACAGUUAUCAUCGUAUGAAACGUAAUCACACAAAUGGAUUUUUACAGUUUCUGUACAGCGAGUCCAGUUGCAGAAUCACCUUAAUGGCACAAUAAAAAUGUCAUUAACCAAACUAUCCAAAA